CCACGAACACCAUUGAGGCAUACAACGGCUUACUGCGAUCACGAAUCUGCCUCUCUGCCUCUUGCACAAGACUAGAGAUGUCUGGGAACCUCGUCAUCGUGACCUUACCAAGUAACAUAAUGUUACAGAGGUAACUGCGCAUGAGAUCCCAAUACCCUUUAGCUGAAAAAUGACUUGAGGAGAACUUGCGCGCAAGCUGACUCAGGCAUGCGCGACGUAGUAAAGAGAUGCAUGGGAUCUUUCAGGAUGGCGGGGUCGCUGACACGUGGGCCGGCGUUAUCAGCCUGAUGUGCUCUUGGACCAUACACUCAAUACCCACUACCUCGACAAUCAGAUCAUAAUUUCGAGAAGACUUGGGCAACCCGCGCCGGCACACAUGAGCUACCGAUGUGAGACAUGCUCCAAUACGAAUAUCAAGCUCUCGAUCCUUCGAAAAACGAGAUAAGAAUCGUACGAUUUCCAGGUCCUAUCAAGGAAGGCGAGCAUCUUGUCCAAUGCAACAUACAACAUGUUUCUCUGGAUCAGACACUGCCUGAAUACAAGGCAUACCUUCAAGAAACAGAGCCGUUCAGCCCUACUAUCGCCAUUGAGGAUUGGUUGAACGCCGAACAAUCAAGCAAUCUCCUCCCGGACCAUCAGAUAAAGGCAAUUGUUGUUGACGCCUGGAGACAUCCUGCUGGAGAUGCACAAACCAGUGGAGAAAACACAGUUCCCGUACCUCCUCGCUUCACCUGGGGCGACUUCGAAGCUGUUUCUUACUGUUGGGAGUCAGAUGUCCGUGACAAAGUCGUACUGAUUGGCGAUUAUGGUAUUCGUGUUCCUACAAGCCUCGAAGCGAUGCUCCGAGAGUUGCAGAGACUACCUGAAGCACGCUCAGGUAUAGGAUUCUGGGUCGAUGGAUUGUGCAUCAACCAGAGUGACAUACUUGAGAAAAACCAUCAAGUUAGUCUGAUGCAGCGAAUCUAUUGUGAAGCCCUGAGUACGGUAGUCUGGCUUGGCCCUGGCGACGAAGGCAGUAAUCAAGCAAUUGAAGUCUUCAAGACCCUGCACAGGGAUUACCUCGCCUUUUCACUCAUCGAGGUCGAUGGCAAGACUACGAUUCUGGCGGAACCUCAGCGUGAAUUUUCCGGAAUACAGUGGAUGCACGUACUCGACCUCUGGUCUAGAAACUACUUCAAGAGAAUGUGGAUUAUACAGGAACUAGCCAUGAACAAGACACUAUCUAUGUUCAUGUGUGGAAUCCACCGGUUCACACGAAGCGAAUUACGCCAGGGAACCACGUGGGCUCGAGAACAUGCUGGAGCCAUCUCUCGAACCAUACUGAAGGAUGUCCACCCGAAGUCAUUGCCCGAGGAAGUCGAUCACGACUACGUCUGGCGCUUAGCCAAUCAUGUCGCCGAUCUCAUCAGGUUGGACGAUACUCCGUCGAUUGAUCACAUCUUUAACCUCGCCCGAAAAUCUCAGGCCACAGAUCCAAGGGACAAAGUCUAUGGCUUGCUGGGUUUGCUACCAACGCGGAUCACAUCGUACCUUAAGCCCGACUAUUCCAAAUCUGUGGAAGAAGUGUAUACAGACCUGGCGAUCUCACUACUCAGGAGUUGCAGCAGGCUCGAUGAAGUCUUGUCUUGGUGUGCUUUCACUGAAGGAAGCACACUACCUUCCUGGGUACCAGAUUGGACGACCAGUCACCAGCGCAAUCAUCUCCAGUGGCUGCGCAAACGUGAAGCUGGAGGUAAUGAGCGCCCAGUCUGGUCGUUACGGAAUCGCGGAAAGUCACUUUGCCUCAGAGGUGUCAAGGUCGACCGAAUUGAGUCCUCGAGUCGAUCGACUUCCUCCAUCCUACCGUACCGAGCUGUCAGCCCACCAAACCCGGCAUUGAAUAUCGGGAAUCCUACUUUUGGUCGUUAUCUCAACAAGCCACAGCUUACAAUGGCCUUAGACCGCACCAUAUUGCAAGAUCAUCCACACCGGUACGAGCAAGGUGACCUUACUGGUGUACCAUGGAUUCGAUGGGGCGAUGCAAAGCAUUGUGAGGCGAAACAUUUGCUGGAGUUGAUCCCUGGUGUGACCGAUCAAUGGAAGAUCUUCGAUCGGUUCCGACAGAGCAAUGCAGAUUUCAAUAUAUUUGGUCAUACGUUACAAGACUUCUUCCCGAACACGGGUGACUACAGCAAAGACUUGGUUUAUACGCCAAUUGAUUCUGACUCCAUUGAUGAGUUCAGCAUGGUCUAUGGAAAUCCCGAAGACGAUGGCAACCCUCGACUAUUAAGGGUCAGCAACCUUGAACAUGGAUACAACAACCAUCACGCCUCUAAUAUUAGGAGGGCAGCCGUGGCUCUCCAGAAGCGACGGCUCAUCACAACUCGAACUGGAUUCCUCGGACUCGCACCCGAUGAGGUCAAGAUUGGAGAUACUGUUGCUAUCUUGUUGGGUUGCAAUCAUCCUGUUGUUUUACGUCCACACGAAGAUGGGUUCAAAUACGUUGGAGAGUGCUACAUCCAUGGUCUGAUGGAUGGUGAAGCUGUUGAAGCGGCAUACCACGGCGAAUGUCAGUUUGAAGAUAUCUCGAUUGUGUAAGGGGUCGACAAAUCUACCAGGCAUAAGGGCCUUUAGGCUGUAGCGAGGCAGUGGUACACUUCUAGGUUCGCUGUUAUAUUUCUAUGCAACCACACACUCAAGGCCUGCCUGCUUGCGGGUCACGUAUCCUAUGUCUAUUCUCUUCCAUUGAUGGCCUGUCUCGGCUAACGAAGAAAUCAGAGGGCUAUCGCCGUUUCAUCCAGUCGGGAUAGUCAGAGAUUGUUCAGUUGCCAACGAAACUAAUCCGAGGUCCAUUUCCAUAAU
Molecule: messenger RNA, 2841 nt
Organism: Macroventuria anomochaeta
Lineage: Eukaryota; Fungi; Ascomycota; Dothideomycetes; Pleosporales; Didymellaceae
Exons: 1
Coding region: 397-2577 (726 amino acids)
Source: RefSeq, a predicted model, not a curated record